Pogona vitticeps (central bearded dragon) is the source of this 624-nucleotide messenger RNA. The record is from RefSeq and is a predicted model, not a curated record. Lineage: Eukaryota; Metazoa; Chordata; Lepidosauria; Squamata; Agamidae.
CGGCGGCCCCGGCCGGUGCUGAGGCGGUUGCCAUGGCGACGCCGGAAAGCAGCCGAGCGCCCUCCCGCCAAGGGCAUCCUCCGCCUCCUCCUUCGCCGCCGCCGCCGCCGCCGGGGCUGUGGAAAAUGGCAGAGAAUUCGAGUGACAGAGAUUCUUCCUCUUGCCGCUGGAGGGUCAUCAACCACGAGGAACCGAAAAUGACUUCUGAGGAGGAAACCCCACCAAGAUCCACGGCAAAGGAAUUCUCUUUCCAGUGGCUUCCGUGUGCAAGACCCGGGAAUCCAGUGUUCUCUUGCAUGCUAGAUGCAAAGACUCUCACCACUAGCAAUUUCUUAACUAAGCCUCAGCUUUUGCUGUACAAAACAACAUCAAGUGAAUAUGGCAACAUCCCACCUACCUCACAAAUGGUACCCUGUAAGUUCUACCCAAGGAACAACUCCUUUACCAAUCAUCUGUUUGCUUGUGGGCUGACAGAAUUUAACUCCAUUAACACUGGUGUGGACAGAAGCAAAGUUUAUGAUCACCCAGAUAUUAUGAAUCUUCUAUAAAAUGUACAGCUAUUAUCUUGGCUGUCUAUUAAACUAUAUUUGAAGUCUCAAUUUGGUUUUUUCCUGUUUAAUACUG